AUGAUCCUGAGGGCACGGCUGGAGCGGCUCAGUUUCAGCCCCUCGGGUGUAAGCAUGACUGCGCAGCUUUAUAUAGCUCUGCGGGCCCUAUAUAAGCAGGAGGUGCCCUGGCCAGCGGGAGCACGGAGAGCACUGAGGUGGCUGCGCUGGAGGUUAUCAUCAGCCAGAAGAGCCUGCACGCCACUCUGGUCUGGGCACCUUCCUCCCCCAAGCAGUAGGGUCCCCACAGGGGUGGCCCACACCAUAGCUGCCAGGAUGCCCAGCAGAACAGCCCGCUAUGCCCGCUACAGCCCGAGGCAGCGGCGCCGGAGGCUACUGGCUGAUCGCAGUGUGCGCUUCCCUAACGAUGUCCUGUUCUUGGACCACAUCCGCCAAGGCGACCUGGAGCAGGUGGGGCGCUUCAUCCGGGCUCGGAAAGUCUCCCUGGACACCAUCCACCCCUCAGGUCUGGCUGCCCUUCACGAAGCAGUGCUUUCUGGAAACCUGGAGUGCGUGAAGCUGCUAGUCAAAUACGGCGCGGACAUUCAUCAGCGAGAUGAGACAGGCUGGACACCCCUGCACAUCGCUUGCAGCGAUGGGUACCCUGACAUAGCCAGGUACCUCAUUUCCCUGGGGGCAGACAGAGAAGCAGCCAACGACGAUGGUGAUCUGCCCUCGGACCUCAUUGACCCUGACUUCAAGGACUUGGUGGAGUUAUUCAAAGGGACUAAGAUGGACUGA
This is a messenger RNA of Eubalaena glacialis (North Atlantic right whale), 720 nucleotides long. RefSeq names its product protein phosphatase 1 regulatory subunit 27 (gene PPP1R27). Lineage: Eukaryota; Metazoa; Chordata; Mammalia; Artiodactyla; Balaenidae. The coding region runs from base 1 to 720 and encodes 239 amino acids. The record is from RefSeq and is a predicted model, not a curated record. The transcript is spliced from 3 exons. Gene Ontology annotation, molecular function: phosphatase binding.